Messenger RNA from Myripristis murdjan (pinecone soldierfish), 1549 nucleotides. RefSeq names its product peroxiredoxin-6-like. The record is from RefSeq and is a predicted model, not a curated record. The transcript is spliced from 5 exons. The coding region runs from base 83 to 757 and encodes 224 amino acids. Gene Ontology annotation, cellular component: cytosol; mitochondrion. Gene Ontology annotation, biological process: cell redox homeostasis; cellular oxidant detoxification. Gene Ontology annotation, molecular function: peroxiredoxin activity. Lineage: Eukaryota; Metazoa; Chordata; Actinopteri; Holocentriformes; Holocentridae.
AGGUGAACGCCGCCUCCUCUGUGCCAUAUUCCUUCUGUCAUCAGAGCUGCUGAACAGUCUGAGCACCUCCGUCAUCGCAAAUAUGCCCGGGCUGCUUCUCGGAGAUGUGUUUCCCAAUUUCGAGGCAGAGACCACCAGCGGCAGCAUUAAACUUCACGAAUACCUCGGAGAUUCGUGGGGCAUCCUGUUCUCCCAUCCCAGAGACUACACCCCUGUGUGCACCACAGAGCUGGGCCGAGCAGCCAGACUCAGCCCUGAGUUCAGUAAACGCAACAUCAAGAUGAUCGCCCUGUCCAUCGACAGCCUGGAGGAUCAUCAUGGCUGGAUCAAGGACAUCCUGGCAUACAACAGUGUGGAGCCCGCCUGCUGCUCGCUGCCCUUUCCCAUCAUCGCUGACAGUAAACGGGAGCUGGCAGUGGCCCUGGGCAUGUUGGACCCAGACGAGAAGGACAAGGAUGGCCUGCCGCUCACAGCCCGCUGUGUGUUUAUCAUUGGCCCAGACAAGAGGCUGAAGCUGUCAUUACUCUAUCCUGCCACCACAGGACGCAACUUUGAUGAGAUUUUGCGGGUGGUGGACUCACUCCAGCUGACAGUAGAGAAACGGGUGGCUACACCUGUUGACUGGCAGCCUGGAGAGAGUGUGAUGGUCCCUCCCAGCAUGUCUGAGGAGGACGCCGCCUCGUUGUUCCCGGCCGGUGUUUACACCAAGGACCUGCCCUCUGGGAAGAAGUACCUGCGCUACACACCUCAGCCAUGAGCUGGUUUUCAACACUCAUAAAUAGGUAGCUUUUAUCAAGUGGGCUGAACCUUAGGAAAUAUGUUCUAAUUUAGCCAUGCCAAAAAUAAAUACAGCCCCUAGAAGCAAAGGGUGUAAAGUUCCACCUGUUGUUCUGUGGUUGCCGGGGUGGGGUGGAAUAAUAUAUUUUUAAUAUUUAAAGAUGAGAGCAAAGGUUGCUUUAUUAUACGCAGUAUGGAAUAGGAAAUUUCCAUUUCAGUGACAGUGCCUGGUAUUAAGAAUAUAAAUAAAUGAACUAUAAAUGUUUGAAUGCAUUUUUCUAUAUAUAUUUCUCCUUUAGGCAAGAGAUAAAAGUGCUGUGGUGCUGUUUAUGUAGAGCACAAUUUGAUGAAAGAAAACCGUGUGCUAUUGACUCAGGGAUGUAAACCUCAUGUUGGGGCUCUCACUUACAAUUUUAAGGAUUGAACUAGGACAGCCAGUAUGUAAUUACUAUUCAUCUCCAAUCAUGCUUCAGAGAUUAAUUAUCAUCACGUGUGGUAUCAUUUAUAUUAUGGACACAUCAACUUUCCUUAACGCACAAUAAUGAGGUAAACCCAGGUAAAAGCCAUUAUUUCCUACUGGUUUCUUUUAAACUAAAUGUAUUUCAUCUAUACUAAUGACAAAGGAGGAGAUAUGGAUUGAAAAUACGAAAUAGUCUAGUGAAAGUCUUGUGGAUUGCAUUGUAUUUGUGCACUAACGGUGGAAUGUAUGAUGUAUGUAAUGCCUCGGUGUGCUGCCUUAUGUUCAUGCACAAAGAGGGAAUAAAUAUUUCUG